AUGCUAAAAAAGCAGUUGAGGAGGCCAAAGAACAAAGGAGAACCAAUUACCCCUCAAUACCAGGAAUUAGUUGCCAAAAUUGCCAAGGUAGCCAUUGACGGAAUUGAAAAGGAAAGAGUUGAAUUAUACCGAGGUUAUAUCCGACCUACGCGUAAAAAUCUGGACGAACUAGAGCAACAUUUUCAAGAAAUUUUAGUGCAUAUUGACUACGCCCACCAAGAAUUUCCGCAAAUUUUUAGUGCUAAUUUCACUGACCAAAUCAAGCAAGAGAUAAAAAAAUUUCGGGAAGAAGCGGCUCCUUUACUCCGAAAAUUUGCUAAUCUUUAUGACCGAACGCUAGAAUUUGACGAAGAAAACUUUACUUGGGGAGAAGUUGAAAAGUUAUGGAAUGAAGCCCAACAAUUAGCCGCGGCACCACAACCUACUUCCUUUUUAAGUGAAUUAGCCGAAAAGCAAAAAACUCAUUUUUGGGGUGAAAUUACCCUUUACGCCCUUGGUUUUGUUGAAACGAUAAAUAAAGGAGAAAAAGACAUUCCUCCUAAUUGUUAUCCUUCUACCGCCCAAGAAUUAGACUUUCUGCAAAAAAUCGCCGAUGGAUUUCCGGCUCUGCUUGAAUUUGCGAAAAAAACCGGCGAAUUUGCUAAAUUAGAAGACCAAGAAACUAAAAUCCAAGAACUCCAACAAAAAAAUGAAGAAUUAAAAUCCUUCAUUCACCAACAAAGAAAAAAACUUGGUUCUUCCAAUCAACCCCAAAAACCUAAUCCCCAAGAUAUUCAAAAAAUAAACGAACAAUCCUCCGAAAUUAAUUCUUUAAAAAAACAAUUAAGCGAACUCCAAGAAAAAAUUAAAGAUUUAGAAAAGGAAAAGUCUUCCGCACCUAAAUCUGACCCAGAAAUUAAACAAAAAAUAGAAAGUUUGGAAAAACAAAAAGAAAACAUUCAACAGCAAAUUAAACAAAAAUCCGCUACCAAAAAACAAUUAGAGAAUAAAGUUAAUUCGGCUCAGAAUAAUAGUGGGUUUAAUUGA
Messenger RNA from Funneliformis geosporum, 1026 nucleotides. The record is from the annotation of a GenBank genome assembly. Lineage: Eukaryota; Fungi; Glomeromycota; Glomeromycetes; Glomerales; Glomeraceae.